Vicia villosa (hairy vetch) is the source of this 474-nucleotide messenger RNA. RefSeq lists its product as uncharacterized. The record is from RefSeq and is a predicted model, not a curated record. NCBI's taxonomy places the organism in Eukaryota, Viridiplantae, Streptophyta, Magnoliopsida, Fabales, Fabaceae. Bases 1 to 474 code for a protein of 157 amino acids. The transcript is spliced from 2 exons.
AUGCCACCCAAAAAAGAUGAUAAAGGUAAGGGUCAACAAAAGCCUCGUCGCACUAGAUUCAUUGUAGAGGAGGUUCCUAACUCAGAUAUGUUUGUUCCUAUGCCACGCUCUACUCCACGCUAUACUACACCGCCUAUGCAUCCUACACCGCCUAUGCAUCCUACACCUUCUAUGCAUCCUACACCGUCUAUGCAUCCUACACCGCCUAUGCAUCCUACACCGCCCAUGUCUGGAUCUUUCACUGGAUUACUAUCCAUGCCCCCUGGAUCAGGUGGAUCUGGUAGCUUGCCAUUACCCAUGCAUAUGGAGACAGGUGGAUCUAGCAUGCCAUUACCCAUCCCUUCAGAGGAUGAUACCAGUGCUCCUGGAGAUACCAGUGCUCCUGGAGAUACCAGCGCUCAUGGAGAUACUAGUGCUGAGGAGCAAACGAAGAGGAAGCGUAUUUUGAAAAAAAAAUACGACUCAAAAAAUUAA